This is a messenger RNA of Rhopilema esculentum, 1647 nucleotides long. RefSeq lists its product as uncharacterized. Lineage: Eukaryota; Metazoa; Cnidaria; Scyphozoa; Rhizostomeae; Rhizostomatidae. The record is from RefSeq and is a predicted model, not a curated record.
AUGGAUAACCCUUCAAUUACCAAAGAAACAAAUACAGAUACUUCUUCAAACAAUCGCCCUAGUUUUUUUCAAAACUCUAGCCCGGGGCAACUCGCUGUACUACACCAAAAGCCAGAAGCUGUCGAUAUGGGAAGAGUCCUAAGAGUAGGCCUAUGUGAUGAGAUCCCUAAAAAGCAAUCAAAAGCUGGUGGAUUCACGUGUUGCGUGCCAGGUUGUUUCAACAAUAGCAAAAGAAACCCAGCUCUUAGUUUCUACCAGUUUCCGUUUGGAAAUCGGCAAGAGAAGAUCGACCUGAGGAAAAGAUGGAUAUCCCUCAUCAGUCGCAAGGACUUCAAACCAACGAAUGGACACAGGGUUUGUUCGGUACACUUCGUUGGUGGAAAAAAGACUUACAUGAGCAACGUGCCGCUCAUCGUUCCAAAGGCAACUCGUCCCAGCAUACCAAAACCAAGAGCAACAUUUAAAUGUCGUAACAGAGCCCUCACGGAAGAACGAUUCGAUCGGGAAAAACUUGUCGAAGUAAUUGCAAAUGGUGAUGAGAACUUACCUGAGGCAGUUAAUUCUGACAACCAGGCAAAUGAGCUUGCUGCUCUGAGGAAGCAAAUGGAAGCAAGGGAAAGACAGCACAAAGAUGAAAUAGAAUCUCUUACAAAAAUAUUGGGUCAGGCUAAAAAAGAGAAUGAAUCAAUGAAAGCAAAGAUUAAACAAGUAUCAUUUCAUGUUGAUGAUAUAAAGGAUGAUACUGAACUAUUUCAUUUUUAUACUGGUUUCCAAGAUCAUGAAACAUUUCUGAUAUUUUUUGAUUUUCUAAUGCCAGCAGCAGAGAAGCUUAUAUACUACAAGUCAAACACAAAUGCAGAUACAAUUUGCCCUGAGAAUCCAAAGCGUGGACCAAAGAGAACACUGGCACUAGAGCAAGAGUUGUUUCUUGUCCUUGUACGUUUACGGUGUGGACUUUUAGAAAAAGACAUAGCUUACAGGGCAGGUAUUUCUGUUGGGCAUUUUUCUAGGAUCUUCAUCACCUGGAUUGAUUUCCUAUAUACAAGGCUUAGACAGCUGCCAAUAUGGGCAUCAAGGUCAACUAUUGAUGAAACAAUGCCAAAUGCAUUCAAAGAAAUGUACCCAAGUACACGUGUGAUAUUGGAUGCUACUGAAAUAUUCAUGGAAAUGCCUAGUUCACUCAGAUCACAGAGUGAAACAUACUCUAACUACAAACAUUGCAAUACUGCAAAGGGCUUGCUUGGUAUUGCACCUUCAGGUGCAGUAACAUUUGUGUCACACCUAUAUGCUGGCAGAUGCAGUGACAAAGCAGUCACAAGGGAUUGUGGUAUCCUUAACCUUUUGGAAGCAGGUGAUACAAUCAUGGCUGACAAAGGGUUUAACAUAGAAGAUGAUCUUCCACCACAAACAGGGCUGAAUAUACCCCCUUUUCUCAAGGAAAAAGCUUCAUUGACAUUAGAAGAAGAAACAGAAACCAGAAGAAUUGCCUCCCUUCGUGUACAUGUUGAGCGAGCCAUUAGACGAAUAAAAACUUUUAAGUUACUGAAAACAAUAUUUCCAAUUUCAAUGUCUGCUAAUUUGGAUAAAGUAUGGGUGGUUUGUGCAUAUCUAUCAAACUUUUUACCACCACUUAUAGCUAAGAAAUAA